Pneumocystis jirovecii RU7 is the source of this 408-nucleotide messenger RNA. RefSeq lists its product as uncharacterized. Bases 1 to 408 code for a protein of 135 amino acids. Gene Ontology annotation, cellular component: mitochondrial large ribosomal subunit. The record is from RefSeq and is a predicted model, not a curated record. Gene Ontology annotation, molecular function: structural constituent of ribosome. The transcript has 3 exons. NCBI's taxonomy places the organism in Eukaryota, Fungi, Ascomycota, Pneumocystomycetes, Pneumocystales, Pneumocystaceae.
AUGGAUCCGAAAGUUCUGAAGAAAUUGCCGCCUACGCUUGCAGGGUUUUUACGAAGACACUCAGCUGCAAGUAUAGAAGGUGGUGCAGCAGCUGCAAAUCUAUUUAAAUGUGUUAAAAAUAAAGAAACUGGUUGUUGGAAAGAUCCAAUCUAUUCCUUACGCCGUCAAGCGGUAUUACGUAAAGAGGCUGAAAGGUAUGGCUUUUCAGAAUGGUUGCCAACUCGAAAGGACUCUAAACGAGCGCCAAUGAAUGGUAUUUCUCGAUGGAAAGGUACUCUUGACGAACGUACACGUGCACAGAGGAUUGCACGGAUACAAAAGGCAUUGGAGGAACAACCACAGAAAAUAGCUGUUUGGAAAGCGGAAAAGAAGAAAAAACUAAGCGAAAAGGAUAUUUUUAUCUCGUAA